Messenger RNA from Prorocentrum cordatum, 1357 nucleotides. The record is from the annotation of a GenBank genome assembly. Lineage: Eukaryota; Dinophyceae; Prorocentrales; Prorocentraceae.
GCGCCGUGCAAUAAUGCACUGUUUCCGCGCGCGUUGAGAGAGAUUUGUUGCACACUUCUCCCUUCUGAGGACUGGCACUUCUGAGCUGCUACCCGAUGCACCUCGCACUGAGCGGGGACGAGUGGAUUGCAUGCGUCGUAGACAGGUACCCCAAGCAGUUGCAGGGCCUGUCGGGCUACGUAUACGUGCCCGCCACUGUUAUGUUCGCGGCGAUGCUGUUCGGGGGUACCUUGCUGGAGCGCAAGAUUAUCUCUGGCUUGCAGUUCGCCCAGAUUUUCGGCGGGGGCGUCGGCGUAGUGAUUCUCACAACGGUGCUCAGCCAGGAGCUCCAUAUCCCUUUUGUAUCGACGCAGAGAAUAAUAUUGCCGUGCCCGGAGGCUGAGCCGGGCUCUCUGCUCGACGUCAUUGUCCGACGGUUCGACACGAGCAUCCUGGCGCAGACUGUGCUGGGGCUCGUGGGGGCAUGGCCUCCUUCGUCAGCGCAGUGAGGUUGCCGCGCUCGUUGCGCCGGUGGAGGGAGACGUUGGCACGUGGUGAGGCCGCGGCUGCGUCUCGGAGGCAGCACGCUGAGAUAAGGGAGCGCCCGGCACGUAGUGUGCGAAUCUGAUCCGUGCCUCGAACGAGCUUCUAAUGCUUUGGGUGGAUCCCGAGGCAGUCCGUCAUGCUUCUUUUUUGUUCCAGCUGCGUUCUGCUCUCCAAUCCUCCAUUUCGGCAUGUGCAGUCGUGAUGUGUCAUGGGACGCCGACAUCCCAUCUUAGAGGCCAUUUGCGCGUGGCCUUAUGUCUUCAUGUCUCCGCUUGGGUGACACAUUCAUCUUUCCAGCUGCCUACGGCAACUUUCGCCAACGUGACAGUGCAGCUCUCUGUGUGGCGACGCCCAAAAUAACAUGUGACACAUGUCAUCUCUAAUCCUGGAGGGGCUCUCCUGGGUUUCCCUGGCCGAGUUUAGAGCGAACACCCGCUGCAACCGGAGAGCCGGCCGAGAUCGGCGGGCCGAGUUCAGCAUGGGCCGAGUUCAGUUUGGCCCGGUUUCCCUCCCGCCGCGAGUUCUUUGGCCGGGUUCCUCCGACCGAGUCCUGCGUGGGCCCAGUUUGUCUGGCCGAGUUUUUUCGAGCCGAGACUGUCUAGCCGAGUUUUUCCGGCCCGGUUUACCUGGCCGAGCUCGGCCGGCCGAGUCUCGCGUUUCGCGCGCCGAGUUUCGCGCGCGCACGGCUCCCAAGAGGCGAGCUUGACCAAAGCAGAUGUGGCAGGCGAGCCUUUGUUCGAACAAGCGCAGCCUGCACGAGCAAACCGAAGAGACAGUACCAUCAUUCGAGUAGACUGGAUUUCAGCAUUGCUGCGCGCAGGUCCGCCACGAG